GAGACAUCUCACCGCUACAGUGGACCUACCAUCUCUGCUUCUAGCUGUAAACAGGAACAUCGGUCUGACAAUUUGUGCAUCGUCUUACUUAACAACAGAAGAAGACCGCAGCGAGUCGUCGAAGAACCAUGGAAGACGACGUUCUAACCACCUUAAAAAUAUUGAUCAUCGGCGAAAGUGGCGUUGGCAAGUCGAGCUUGCUUUUAAGAUUCACAGAUGACACCUUUGACCCCGAGCAGUCGGCAACAAUAGGUGUCGACUUCAAAGUCAAGACCAUCACUGUGGACGGGAACAAGGCAAAGCUGGCCAUCUGGGACACUGCCGGUCAGGAACGCUUCCGCACCCUGACGCCCAGCUACUACCGUGGUGCUCAGGGGGUCAUUCUGGUCUACGACGUGACGCGCAGGGAAACCUUUGCCAAGCUGGACAACUGGCUGAACGAGCUGGAGACGUACUGCACGCGAAACGAGCUGGUGAAAAUGCUGGUCGGAAACAAAAUAGAUAAGGAAAACCACGAGCUAGACAGAUCUGUGGGCCUGAAGUUCGCAAGGAAACAUUCCAUGCUUUUUAUAGAAGCCAGUGCGAAGACCAGAGACGGAGUGCAGUGUGCGUUCGAGGAGCUGGUGGAGAAGAUCAUCCAGACACCAGGUUUGUGGCAGAGCGAGACUCACGGCAGAGGCGUGCAGCUCAGCGACGAGGAUGCAGGAGGCGGAUCCUGCGGCGGCUACUGCUCCCUGGUCUAGACCACACGCACGUGUUCACACAUCCCAACAUGAGCAAACGGCUUCAGACCCUUGAGCAUUCACGACGACAUGAAAGAUCUCCUCACCGGCCGAGGCGCUGCUGAGCGCUGCCGUCCACACACUUGACCCAUGUUUACACACACUCAACACGUUUGCACGCGGCGCUGGACCGGCUCGGCCUGCUCUCCUCUCAGAUGCUUUUCCUUUGCUGAAGUUUCUUAGAGAGAGAUUUAACAUGGAAGCAAACUUCAUUUCUACUUCAACUGUGAUGCGAUGAAUGCUGGCUGUUCCACCCCCGACCUGCGCAUGCCUGUUUCCCUCAUGCCUUUUUUAUUUUAGCAUCGCCCCUCCCAUGUCGCGUUUGCUGCUUAUCUCGCCGACAGGCCGAUCUACCCGAACCGCCUCCGUUGCAACACUCGGUUAAGAGUUUGUGACACGUCUUCGUUUUAACACCACUGCCUCAUUAGUCUGGGAUACACUACUUAAAUUGACUUUUUUAUUUUGGAAGGAGCAUAAAUCAAAGCGUGUGGCGAGCAGCAGGCUUUCCACUGCUGAAAAAAGGGAACAUCUUGAAUUGCAUGUCUGUUUUUUUGCGCUGCUUUAAUGAAGUGCCCCUUGCUGGCACGCUCUCGAUCUGAGAGGCAAUAUCGGAGGUAUCACGGCUGCGGUCGCUCACCUCGGAUCUUCUGGACCCGGGCGGGGACAACGGAAAGUGUUCAAUAUUAAACAGGACAGUGAGUCAUGUGGCUGCUUCUGCCGAGGAUGGAAAGUGAAAAGCAGAGGCUCUACAUGGCUAAUGGAUUUUACAGCACCCGUGUCACCGUGGAGCAGUGAAGCUCCUGCACCCGCGACCUUGUUGGUUGUGCCCAUGUGUUGCUGCGUGUUCUGAGAGCUGUAGUUCAAAAGAGGACGGAGAAGAAAAAGUUAUUUUUGCGUGUCCAAUUGCAUGAGUGCCAUUCUUUGUUUGUCCGAACAUCUUCUCUACAGGCUUUUACCUAUUAACUUAUGUUAAGCUGCAAAUGGAAAAACAGGUUUUAAGUGUUACCUUGAAAGGAGUCUCACUUUUACUUGACUAGUCUAGCUGUUAUCUUUCGACGACGAACCUUGUAAAUUGUGUGUAUUUUAGGAAUAAAGCGGGAGAAUUCAGGAACGAACUGUACAGCUGAAUGUAAACAUAUGACCUGCCCUCUAUAUUAAACUGAAUAAACCUCUUUUUUUCAAUGAAAACUGCUGCCCACGCUCGUCCAUAAUGAAGUUCUGUGUUUUCCACGAUUCGCG
Synchiropus splendidus (mandarinfish) is the source of this 2021-nucleotide messenger RNA. RefSeq names its product RAB18A, member RAS oncogene family (gene rab18a). The transcript is spliced from 7 exons. The record is from RefSeq and is a predicted model, not a curated record. Gene Ontology annotation, molecular function: GTPase activity; GTP binding. NCBI's taxonomy places the organism in Eukaryota, Metazoa, Chordata, Actinopteri, Syngnathiformes, Callionymidae. Bases 129 to 743 code for a protein of 204 amino acids.